CACGAUAGUGUAUUAAAAAACUAAGGGGAAAAAAAUAUGGACCCAGUGUAGGCUAGUACAUAUAAGGCAUCAACUCGAACCUCAUACAUCUGCCACUUCUGAGCUGCAACCUCUCCCACUGCUUGCACGUCCACCUACCAGACGACAUGACCGUCACAACAUUCUGUGUGACUCUCUUGACAUUUAUGACACUCCAGUGUCAUGCCUGGAUGACAGAAUUUGACCAGCACUUCAAGAUCGAGUGUCCGGCCCAACAGUUUGUCAAAACUCUAGAAAGUAUCCAUGACAACGGCAAAGAGGACCGAGUCUGGAACUUUGGGUGCCACAUCCUACCUCACUCUGCUCAUGUCAGCGGUUGUGAAUGGAGCGGCUACAAGAACAACUACGACGAACUGCUGGAGUUCCAAUGCCCGAAUGAUGGCGUCAUCACUGGAGUAGAGAGUAUCCACGACAACCACUUCGAAGACCGGAAGUGGUCGUUUAAAUGUUGUAACCCAAUUGGCUACGUUACUCACGCCUGUGAGUUUACUCCUUACGUCAACCAAUACGACCAGAUGUUGACCUACAGGGUGCCGGACGGCAUGGUCCUCAGGGGCGUCAACAGUGUGCACAGCAACCAUAACGAAGAUCGUAUCUUCAAAUUUGACAUCUGCAAGCUCGAUCAUCUGACUGCGCCUGUUGGCUAGACCACACAGAGUUAUGGAAUUUAGUUUCCAUCUAAACGAAACAGGCAAUAUGCAAAACAUCGUGGACGAGAAAAUAUCAUCUCAUAUUGUAAAGCAUGUCUACAAUCAAAGCGUGUACUCAUUUAAUAAACAGAUAACGAUUUC
Molecule: messenger RNA, 830 nt
Organism: Physella acuta
Lineage: Eukaryota; Metazoa; Mollusca; Gastropoda; Physidae
Product: dermatopontin-like
Biological process (GO): collagen fibril organization
Cellular component (GO): extracellular matrix
Source: RefSeq, a predicted model, not a curated record